Molecule: messenger RNA, 828 nt
Organism: Rangifer tarandus platyrhynchus (Svalbard reindeer)
Lineage: Eukaryota; Metazoa; Chordata; Mammalia; Artiodactyla; Cervidae
Source: the annotation of a GenBank genome assembly
AUGGUUCGUCUGAUUCUGCAGUGUCUCUUCUGGGCCUGCUUUCUGACCGCCGUCCACGCAGAACCAGCCACUGCUUGCGGAGACAAGCAAUACCCAGUAAACAAUCAUUGCUGCGACUUGUGCCCGCCGGGACAGAAACUGGUGAACGACUGCACGGAGGUCAGCAAAACAACAUGCCAGUCCUGUGGUAAAGGCGAAUUCCUGUCCACCUUCAACAGAGAGAAAUACUGUCACGAGCACAGAUACUGCAACCCCAACCUAGGGCUCCGGAUCCAGAGCGAGGGCACCUUGAAUACAGACACCACUUGUGUGUGUGUUGAAGGCCAACACUGUACCAGUCACACCUGUGAAAGCUGCAAGCCCCACAGCUUGUGUCUCCCUGGCUUCGGGGUCAAGCGGAUCGCUACAGGGGUUUUGGAUACUAUCUGUGAACCGUGCCCGGCCGGCUUCUUCUCCAAUGUGUCGUCUGCUUUUGAAAAGUGUCACCGUUGGACAAGCUGCGAGAGAAAAGGCCUGGUGGAACAACAUGCGGGGACGAAUAAGACAGACGUUGUCUGUGGUUUCCAGAGUCGGAUGAGGACCCUGGUGGUGAUCCCCAUCACGAUGGGAGUUCUGUUUGCUGUCCUGUUGGUAUCUGCCUGUAUCAGUGAGUCCCCAGGUGGGGAGGCCCUGCACCCUGAAAGGCAGGAUCCCGUGGAGACGAUUGAUCCGGAGGACUUUACCGGGCCCCACCCACCUCCUCCGGUGCAGGAGACCUUAUGUUGGUGUCAGCCGGUCACCCAGGAGGACGGCAAAGAGAGCCGCAUCUCCGUGCAGGAGCGAGAAUGA